AUGUUGGAAGAUACAGUUCCCAUGGAGUCGAAGAGACCGAGGAGAAAGGUUACAGCCGCAUGUCAACGCUGUCGAAAACAGAAAUUGAAGUGUGAUACUCAACGUCCUUGUACUCUGUGUAUCAGAGCCGGAGUAACAUGCAUUAAUGAGACACCUAGCAUGUGGAGGGUCCAGGGGCCCAACAUCACUCCGUCACGGACUCGGAAGGCAGACAGGUCACUUCACGAUGAAUCAAGUCCCGCACCUCGGGCAUCUUCGGAACAGGUUACCUCCAGCAGACCAUGCAAGGCAUUUCAACACCACGACAUACACACGCCGGAAGAAGCAGACACUUCAGCUUUCGCAGCUACCGAGUGGACUUCGCGAGGUACCCACGAAGACGCCAGAGAAGCCGGUGCUUCCAUCCAGUCAUUAGCUCGACCCCUUUCCCAACAGCGGAUCCGAUCUAUCUCACGGCACCAUGGCGCCAUGAGCGCAGCCCAAAGAGACUUUCUUUCCGUCUUGCCAGCUCAAGCCCCUGUGGCAUUGCUUAUUAACAUUUACUUCGAGAAGAUCCAUUGCGAGUUUCGGGCCCGAGUUCAAGAGCUUCACACGACUGCAUCACCGGGAUCUUCACCAAGAAAAGCGAAUCCCGGUAUACUUGGUCUUGUGCUUGCUGUCUGCUUAACUAGCCUCCGCUACGCCAGCCCCGAGCAGCACUCUCAACUCAUUGAACUUGGCGUUGAUCCAGAUUCAUUGCAAGAAAACAUAUUGGCGACGCUGAAGGUGAGAUUCCUCGACGUCGUCUCCUUGGGAUCCAUCGAGGCUGUGCAGAUGUGUAUCCUGUUAGGAAGUUUCUACCUGUAUCACGGGGAACCCGAACUCGCCUGGCCGAUUUGCGGAAGUGGUCUGCGCAUCGCCCAAGCUCUCAAACUUCAUCAACGACACAAAGAUGAGGAUGAAUCCUUGACGGUACCCGAUGUUGAUAACCCAGUCCACAGGACAGCUGAGACGCGCAAGCGAUGUUGGUGGGCCAUCUACGAGAUUGAGACCUUUUGCUCGAUGCUGUACGGCUUUCCUCUUAGUAUCGUGGACGAGGAUUGUAACGUCGAAGUACCCGAACAAUAUCCCUUGCGAUCUAAAGAUGCGUCUUGGGAGUCAAUCAGAUGGAAAUCCACCGGGAAAGCUUCUGUGUCGAUGGCGCAGCUGUCGAUCAUCGUGAAAAGGGCGCUCUCAGAACUAUACGGAAACCGAAAGCAGCCCGACAGCAAUGAGCUUGGUGCAAGGACCGAAGGGCCACUAGUUCAACGUCUCAUAAACACCGUCACUAGCCUGGACCAACAAAUCCGUGAAUGGCACGGCCACCUCCCGCAAGAAUUGGUCUUCAAAGAAGACGAGAGUGCAACCGCAGCUGGCCGCCCCUGGAGCGCCAAUCAUUCUCUGUGCCCAGAACACCAUCAGCACACUUUUCGUAUCCAGGGGCUAGCACUCAAACUCGCCUAUGAAAAUGCUAGAAUUUUGGUGCAUAGGCCCUUGUUAGCCUAUAGAGCGAUGAAGAAGAUCAGCACGACCGAAGGCUCCGAUCUCCGUUCAACCGGGGAGAAUGAUCCGCUCCAGGGCUCGGUACGAAGUUGCCGAGACGCGGCCUUGCAGAUUGCCAACAUUGGCUGCACUCCGCACUUCAAAGAGGUAAUAGACACCUAUGCGUUAUCUUUUGUCGCAUUGCAUCUUUUCACUGCCGGUGUCACGCUCUCAAUCAUGACGGGACUAGACCCAUUGAGCCGGGAAGCCUAUGAUUCCAAAAUGGGCCUUCGAAAGUUGAUGGAGAUGCAUUCCCAACUCAAGUCCAAGUCUGUUGUUGCUGAACAGGGGCUGAACAUUCUCACGAAACUGAUGAAGCUCGUUAUGACUAAGGAGAUGGAGAGAAUGCUUCACUUGGAUGUUCCGCCUCAGACGGGAUCCGACCAAAGUGGAAGAGACAAUGAAACAAGUGGUAGCUCGAUCACGAUAGAAGUCACUAGCCGAGGCACCGAAACAAACGCCAUGGACCCAAGCAGCAACAACAUUCAGACCGCGCUACAACAAAGCACACCAGCGGCUGACAUGGCCGAGGAUGCCGCAACGAGUCUGAGCUUUAGCGAGGACCCAAUCAUAACGCAAGCGCUCUCGGAGUUCGAGCAAAGUAAGAUGAAGUCCCCCAACUAUAUUUCUUAG
This is a messenger RNA of Colletotrichum acutatum, 2193 nucleotides long. Its product is annotated as fungal-specific transcription factor domain-containing protein. NCBI's taxonomy places the organism in Eukaryota, Fungi, Ascomycota, Sordariomycetes, Glomerellales, Glomerellaceae. The record is from RefSeq and is a predicted model, not a curated record. The coding region runs from base 1 to 2193 and encodes 730 amino acids. Gene Ontology annotation, biological process: regulation of DNA-templated transcription; DNA-templated transcription. Gene Ontology annotation, molecular function: DNA binding; zinc ion binding; DNA-binding transcription factor activity, RNA polymerase II-specific. The transcript has 6 exons.